This is a messenger RNA of Sugiyamaella lignohabitans, 876 nucleotides long. RefSeq names its product guanine deaminase (gene GUD1). Lineage: Eukaryota; Fungi; Ascomycota; Dipodascomycetes; Dipodascales; Trichomonascaceae. Gene Ontology annotation, cellular component: cytosol. The coding region runs from base 1 to 876 and encodes 291 amino acids. Gene Ontology annotation, biological process: guanine metabolic process. The transcript has a single exon. The record is from RefSeq and is a predicted model, not a curated record. Gene Ontology annotation, molecular function: guanine deaminase activity; zinc ion binding.
AUGGACAGUCAAGAAUCACCAGAAUUUUACCGAGACCAAUCACCAGAAGAAGCCAAUAAAGCAGAUUUAGAGGUGAUAGACUACAUUACCAAAAUAGACCCAACUUACAAUAUUGUUUCACCCAUCUUGACACCCAGGUUUGCCCCCUCUUGUACCCAUCAAAGUAUGAAAUGGAUGGGUGACCUAAUGAAAAAACACAACAAUAUCCCAUGUCAAACACACAUAUCUGAAAACGAGAAUGAAAUUAAAUGGGUCCAAGAAUUAUUUCCGGACUCCAAAUCAUAUGCUGACGUAUAUGAUCAAGCUGGCCUACUAACAGAGCGAACGAUUCUUGCCCAUGCUAUCCAUUUGUCUGAGGAUGAAAAGGAUUUGAUAAGUGCUAGAAGAUCAGGUAUUUCCCAUUGCCCUAUAAGCAAUUCUUCAAUUGGUAGUGGCCUGGCUCCGGUGAGGUCGCUCUUAAACAAAAAUAUUAAAAUGAGUCUUGGCACUGAUGUUUCUGGGGGCUACUCACCGAGCAUUCUCGAAGUCUGUAGGCAGGCCCUGACUGUUUCAAGACUUGUGGGAUACACCACGAAGAAUGAUAAAGACAAGCUAUCAGUUUCUGAAGUAUUAUUCCUUGCCACCCUUGGAGGAGCACAAGUAUGCAACUUGGAACACAAAGUGGGUAAUUUCCAAGUCGGAAAAAAAUGGGACGCACAACGUGUAGAUUUGAGUGUUGAAAAUACGCCGAUAGAUUUGUUUGAUUGGUAUGGCGCCGAGGAGCCAACUCCAGAAAGUAAAAUCAAAUGGUUUGUAGAUAAAUGGUUUUUCAGUGGUGAUGACAGGAAUACUCGACAAGUUUGGGUCGAUGGUAAUUUGGUAUUAGAUAAGGAUUAG